GGGCGCGCGCACGCACGCACGCGCGCACGCACGCACGCACGCACGCACGCAGUACGUCCGCGGUUCGCUUCCAGCCGCGGCGGCCUCGGUGGCGGCCUGACGGGACCCUGCGCCCGGCCUCCUCGAGCGGAAUGCGGCGCUGACGAGCGCGGACCCUCCGCGGCGGCGCCAUGAACCUCCUGCCCUGUAACCCCCACGGCAACGGGCUGCUCUACGCCGGCUUCAACCAGGACCACGGAUGUUUUGCAUGUGGGAUGGAAAAUGGAUUCCGAGUCUAUAACACCGACCCACUAAAAGAAAAAGAGAAACAAGAAUUUCUGGAAGGAGGAGUUGGCCAUGUUGAAAUGUUAUUCCGCUGCAACUAUUUAGCUUUAGUUGGUGGUGGGAAGAAGCCAAAAUACCCUCCCAACAAAGUGAUGAUCUGGGAUGACCUGAAAAAGAAGACUGUUAUUGAAAUAGAAUUUUCUACAGAAGUCAAGGCUGUCAAACUGCGGCGAGAUAGAAUUGUGGUUGUUUUGGACUCUAUGAUUAAGGUGUUUACAUUCACACACAAUCCCCACCAAUUGCACGUCUUUGAAACCUGCUAUAACCCUAAAGGCCUCUGUGUCCUGUGCCCGAAUAGCAACAACUCCCUCCUGGCCUUCCCCGGGACACACACGGGCCACGUGCAGCUCGUGGACCUGGCCAGCACCGAGAAGCCGCCUGUGGACAUUCCUGCCCACGAGGGCGUUCUGAGCUGCAUUGCUCUCAACCUGCAGGGAACAAGAAUUGCAACUGCAUCUGAAAAAGGGACCCUUAUAAGAAUAUUUGAUACUUCAUCAGGGCAUUUAAUCCAGGAGCUGCGAAGAGGAUCUCAAGCAGCCAAUAUUUACUGCAUCAGCUUCAAUCAGGACGCAUCCCUCAUCUGCGUGUCCAGUGACCACGGCACAGUGCACAUCUUCGCUGCUGAGGACCCAAAAAGGAAUAAGCAGUCCAGUUUGGCAUCAGCCAGUUUCCUUCCAAAAUACUUCAGUUCCAAGUGGAGUUUUUCCAAGUUUCAGGUUCCCUCGGGCUCUCCAUGCAUUUGUGCCUUUGGAACAGAGCCAAACGCCGUCAUUGCAAUCUGUGCAGACGGCAGCUACUACAAAUUCCUGUUCAACCCCAAGGGGGAGUGCAUCCGGGAUGUCUACGCCCAGUUUCUAGAAAUGACUGACGACAAGCUGUGACUCUUCACCCAGAGUGCAAUCAACACCCACGGCCGAGUGCCCCCAAAGUGCUGAGUGUGCCCCUCAAACUUCUGGGGCUGGUGCCGGCACCUUUGGGCCUUGUGGGUGACGGGCUGGAGGGACCGCCGGGGACCUUGGUCUCGAAGCCACAUGUGGUUGUCUGUUUCCUAAGCAAGGCUUCGCGUUUCCAGUAUUAAAGGAAGGAUGAGCGCCCGGGCCUCGCGGACACUCGAGCUCCGAGCGUCCGAGCCUGCCUGCUGGCUUGCUCCUGUGGUUCAGCCGUGACACUAGCCUCGCUGGGUCACUGCUUCCUCCCACCUGCAGUCGGGGCUCCAAACAGACUUGGGGGCUGGGUUGAGAAAAGGAUGGACACAUAGAAACUUGUUUGUCAACAGAUUCCGUCGUUUUCACUGAGUCUAUAAUGGGGAAAUGGACAGAUGUAUAAAUGUUAGUUCUUAUAACCAGAUUUGAAUAGAAUAAUCAUACCAGCAGCUUGCCUUAGAAAAGGAGGAAGGAAUUUUCUCCCACUUGAACAUGAAGAGCGACAGCUGUGAGUCCCGUCGUGGUCCCUGUGCCCACUGUCACCUGUGGUGAGGCUGUGCGCACGUGCUGGCGGCCUGUCUUUCUGUUGGAGUCGAGGCAAACGGGGGGCCUCCCGGCGAGGAGGCCACUUGUGCAUCACCUGGGUCUCCUGGAGAAAACUCCCGUUGCGUGUGUGCAGGGAACAGCAGUGCAUAGACUUCACAGUCAGUCAGAAGAAAGCGUCCCGUAGAGGAUCUGAAGGGACACGUCGGCGUCUCAGCAGAGCGCAGCGGGGAGCCCUCCCUGCCACUUCCACUUCCUGCCUCACCACCUUGUCUCUCCAGCACUUGUAGGAAGGGCUGCACACUAACGUGGAGAGUGAGGGGCACAUACUGUACCGUUGGGUAGCACAGCUGUGGGCUCAGUGUCCGUGCUGGGGGGGCUGCUUUAAUGUUCCCAAAUCCCCUUUGAAGACACUUGGCUGCAGGUUUGAUGUCAGGUGGCAAACAGGGUCUGCAGCAGCAAGUCCUCCGUUUGCCAGUCUUUCACUGUCGUGUGAUCAGCUAACUUUGUAUGUGGGUUUCAAUGUCAAGUAUGCAUGUUCCUUUCAUGUGUAUUUAAUCAUGAAAUUUAAUUUUGCACACUUAUUUUUAAUGUUUCUUUAAAUAAAAGUGACUAAUUUUGUUGUACUCUGUA
Molecule: messenger RNA, 2423 nt
Organism: Myotis lucifugus (little brown bat)
Lineage: Eukaryota; Metazoa; Chordata; Mammalia; Chiroptera; Vespertilionidae
Gene: WDR45B
Product: WD repeat domain 45B
Exons: 10
Coding region: 171-1205 (344 amino acids)
Biological process (GO): nucleophagy; protein localization to phagophore assembly site; protein lipidation
Cellular component (GO): cytosol; phagophore assembly site membrane; extrinsic component of membrane
Molecular function (GO): phosphatidylinositol-3-phosphate binding; phosphatidylinositol-3,5-bisphosphate binding; protein binding
Source: RefSeq, a predicted model, not a curated record